GAGCAUCCUUCCUUUGGUUACUCACUGCAUAGAAAGGCGACACUCUGGGGCUAUCAGGAUUUGAGCAGACGUAGUUGAAGGCUCGAAGGUUUCUUGGAGCUUGGAACUUCACCCACCAAACAUCAAUUGAACUCACAACAUCAUCAUCUAACGGCCAAAGACCAAACAUGUUCCUCUUCCACCUCUUCGCCCUCGCCCUCUCCACUCUAUCCACACUACCCUCCUCACUCGCCCAAGAUGCCUCCUCCCUCGUCGGCACCUGGUCCUCCGGCUCGCGCAACGUCAUAACCGGCGCCGGGUUCGCCAACCCCCUCAACCAAACCUUCAUCUUCCCCAAAACGACCGGGAUGUCGUACUCCUUCUCCUCAGACGGUUUCUACGAAAUCGCCCGCUACCGCUUCACAGGCAACCCAGCCCAACCGAACUGCAUCACCGGCGUCAUGAACUUCGCCCACGGGACGUACACGCUCCAAUCGAACGGGAGCAUCACCAUGAUUCCGUUCGGGGACGGGUACCAGCAGGUGCAGGAUACGUGCGCCGCCGUGAGCCCGGUGAUCGAUUUCUUCAACACGACGGAGCUGUAUUUGAGCUGGAAUACGGUGCAGGAUGCGACGGACGGGAUGUUGUUGAAUUUGCAGAGUUUCGAUGGGACGCCGGUGCCGAGGCUUUAUCUCGUUUCGACAGAGCCGAAUAUGCUGCCGACGCAGAGUUUGACGAAUUCGAGUGUGGAGUUGACGAGGAGGAAGAGGGAUGUCGAGGGGAGUGGGAGUGGAAUGGGGCUGUUCGCGAGGAUGGCGGGGGCGUUGGGCAUGUCGUGAUAGAACGUGUACGCUGUACCCGUGCGUGUGAAGAGAAGGAGUUGUGUGGGAUGCGUGCGUGCGGUACAUAUCCCUAUGGACAUCAGUCGACCUGCUUUGACUCGUUGUUUGUGAUCGCUAUUUCGCGUCUUUUUUGAUCGUUGUGUCCUUUCCUACUUGCUUACAUUGUAUACCACCCGUUUCAUCCCACCAAAGGACAUUCGCCAUCAAUACUCGUACUCCACUACCUAGUUCAGUCUCCGUUCACGUUCAGGGAGAUUUCUCAGAUAUUUGUUCGUAUCGGACUUGCGAGACUCUUGCACCGUGUCAAUACCUACCCACAGACUCUUGAUCAGGAAUCAACGAAUGUCGUUC
Stereum hirsutum FP-91666 SS1 is the source of this 1172-nucleotide messenger RNA. RefSeq lists its product as uncharacterized. Gene Ontology annotation, biological process: 'de novo' protein folding. Lineage: Eukaryota; Fungi; Basidiomycota; Agaricomycetes; Russulales; Stereaceae. The coding region runs from base 168 to 818 and encodes 216 amino acids. The transcript is spliced from 2 exons. The record is from RefSeq and is a predicted model, not a curated record. Gene Ontology annotation, cellular component: endoplasmic reticulum membrane; endoplasmic reticulum.